This is a messenger RNA of Salvia splendens (bonfire salvia), 2714 nucleotides long. Its product is annotated as nucleolar transcription factor 1. The transcript is spliced from 3 exons. The record is from RefSeq and is a predicted model, not a curated record. Bases 593 to 2530 code for a protein of 645 amino acids. Lineage: Eukaryota; Viridiplantae; Streptophyta; Magnoliopsida; Lamiales; Lamiaceae.
AAGGCUAUCAGAUUCACUCAUUGAAAGCUCCCGCUCUCUCUCUCUCUCUCACACACACACACACAACUUUUCUCAACUGCACUUGAAGAGGAAGCUUUGACAGUUGCCUCAUUUGCAACUACACUGUCACAUGUAUCUUCCUCCCUUUUCCUUUCCCUCUCCUGAUUUUUGAAAAAUCAGAGCCCAACUUUUCGGAAAGGGGCCUCCAAUUUGCAUGCCAAACCCCAUUUCAACAUCUCACUGCAUUAAUUCCCGGUACGUUCGAAUCUCCCCCACUGUUUAAACACCUUCUUUUUUGACCCAUAUAACGCAUUUUCGGCAGUUACACUUGCAAUUUUCAUUUCAAAAGGGGGCCUCACCGCUUCUAAACCACCCUAUUUCUGUCUCUAGAUCUGUUGGUUUUUUUUAUUGGAGUGAUUCUUGGCUUUUCUAUGCGUAUAUCUUGCUCCAAGAUUGGAUUUUUCGGCUUGCUAUGAUAUACAAGUCUUGAUUGGAGUGAUUCUUUGCUUUUGUAUGCAUACAUCUUGCUCCAAGAUUGGAUUUUUCGGUUGCUAUGGUGUAGAAUCACGUUAGGUAUAGGUGUGGUUGGAGGAUGCCAAGGCAGAAUUUAAUCAGUGUGGAUGUGAGGAUUGGUGGGAGGAAAUGCAAAGUGAGGAAGAGGGGUUGUUCAUCGUCUUCCUCGUCGUCAUUGGUGCAGAAUAACCGGUUGAAGCGAGCUUUUUUGGUGGGGAGACGAGUGGGAUCGAGCACCCCUGUGCCAAGGUGGAAGAUGAUGAGCUCGAGAUCACCAUCAAUGGAGAGUGGUGACAAGGCAGCACUCAAGUAUUUGGCGGUGAGGGGUGGCGAGGAGGCGAGGGAGAUGUCGAUCUCAGCCCGGAAACUGGCUGCCACUCUGUGGGAGAUUGAUGGCCUGUCUUCACCAAGAGUGAGGAGGGAGAGUUUGAAUGGGGUUGGGGGAGUUGUUAGGAGGGAGAGGAUGUUGGAGGAGGCGAAGAAGCCGGGAUCAACGGCUCUUGCCUUGUCUGAUCUCUUUGGUAGUCAUGUCUCUGAGAGAAUGGAAUCUUAUCCACUACAGAAGACCAGCCAUAGGAGGAGAGCUUCUGCAAGUUCUCAGAAGCAACUUCAGAUUGAAAGUGGUUUGGGAGGCACCAAAUCCCCUCAUAGUUGCCUCGUUGAGGUUGAUCAGGCACAGAACCAUGCCUGUAGCCCGUGUAGGCAUGUCGUUGGAACCAAGAAUCUUCUCAAGGACGUGUACAACGGCCUUAUAACUUCGAAAGAGUUGCUCAAAGUGAUGAGCCGGGUCAGCCAUCUCGACGAGCAGAACUCUGCGCGUGUAUCCCUUUUCUCGGCCUUAAAGUUUGAGCUCGACCGGGCUUGUAUCCACGUGAGUAAACUGAUCCAAGAGCAACGGAAGGGGGGUGAGAUUGCUGUUUUGUUAAAGCAGUUAGAAGAGGAGAAGUUGGUUUGGAAAUUGAAAGAGCAGGAUAAGAUUCGGAGGGCCAUAGCCUCGGUAAACGGAGAGCUCGAAUCGGAGAGGAAAAUGAGGAGGCGGACGGAGAGGCUUAACAAGAAGCUCGGUACAGAAUUGGCGGAGACGAGGGAGUCCCUGGCUAAGAUGAGUAAGGAGCUCGAGAGCGAGAAGAGGGCACGGGAGAUAUUUGAGCAAGUGUGCGAUGAGCUGGCUCGGGGAAUAGGGGAGGACCGGGCUGAGGUGGAGGAGCUCAAGAGGCGCUCGGCUAAGGUCUGCGAAGAGGUGGAGAAGGAGAGGGAGAUGAUGCAGAUGGCUGAUGUGCUGCGUGAGGAGCGAGUGCAGAUGAAGCUCGCGGAGGCCAAGUAUCAGUUCGAGGAGAAGAACGCGCUCGUUGACACACUGAGGAACGAGCUCGAGGCCUACCUGAAGUCCAAGAAUGGCGAAGAGCAGCAACAAGGCGAUGGCUCCCCGAGCUAUGACAAGAUCAAGGAGCUCGAGAGAUACUUGAGGGAGACGCUGCCUAGCCCAUACGAGUACCAUGGUAAAGCAAGAGACGACGUUUUGGAUGUCUCACUAGUAAACAGAGUUGAUCAACACGAAGAAGAAGACGAUGACGAUGAUGAUGAUGAUGAUGAUGAUGACGAUGAUGAUGAUGAGGAGGAGGACGACGAUUCAGCUGACAGCGACCUCCACUCCAUCGAACUAAACAUGGAUGACAUCAGCAAGAGCUUCCAAUGGAGCGACACGGCCAAAGCUGAGUCGAAGAGGAACUCAAUCGACAAGAGCAAAGGGAGAAGGUCCAUCAAGAAACCACCACCACCACCAGCAGCAGCAGUCGCUAUUUCAACCGAUGGGAACAAACAAGAAACACUAGACGUGUUCGACAGAAGAGGGCUAUUCGAGUUCUCAUCACAGCCAUGGAAGAAGAACAACGUGGAAGACGAGCUCGAGAGAUACAACAUGAUCAAAGACCUAAGAGACCACAUUGUUUCCACUUCAAGAAUUGCAUCCUCUCAAGAGGAUGAUCCUCCCAAUGGCGUCGUGCCAUGUCACGGCUAGCAGCUAUAGACGAGGCGUCGCGUCGCGCCUUGCGAAAAACUCUCCUCUAGCAUAUGUCAUGAAUUCAAGAGUGUAAACAGAAAAUUUUUGUUUCCAUACAUAAAGUGAGUAACUGUAUAAAUUAUGCUACUUUUUCCUCUGCAAGGAAAGAAAAUGAUAUAUUUCUUGAAAUUUCUUCUACCAA